This is a messenger RNA of Necator americanus (New World hookworm), 3012 nucleotides long. RefSeq lists its product as uncharacterized. Gene Ontology annotation, biological process: mRNA export from nucleus; nuclear-transcribed mRNA catabolic process, nonsense-mediated decay. The record is from RefSeq and is a predicted model, not a curated record. Lineage: Eukaryota; Metazoa; Nematoda; Chromadorea; Rhabditida; Ancylostomatidae. Gene Ontology annotation, molecular function: mRNA binding; RNA cap binding; protein binding. Gene Ontology annotation, cellular component: nuclear cap binding complex; nucleus. The transcript has 27 exons. Bases 1 to 3012 code for a protein of 1003 amino acids.
AUGUUAGAUCUCCUCUCAAAAGUGACUGGUUCUGAUCACGGACUUGGUGUGGUGUCAUACUCAGGAGCAUCAUCUGAUCUUUUUCUUCAGCUUCAUUACUGCUCAACAUUCCUUACUCGAAGAAAACGUGUGUUUAUUAUUACUACUCAUCAAACAGAACAAAAUUAUAGGUUGAUUUUUGGGAAGCUAGCUUUGCGUUGGGACCCUUCUUUGAUAACUGUUUUGGAGUUGGAUAGUCUACUCGGAGAUGGGUUCCGAGUCGAUGCGGACAAUCUUGUGAAAGUACUGAAUGAGCUUCCCUUUGGAGAUCCGCCUCCAUCUCUCGUUAUUUUUGAUGAUGUAUCUGUUUUGGAACGACUGGGAAUGCAGCCGUAUUCAGUUGUUUGUCUUUUAUUUAGGAUGUACAGUCGGUUAGAAAAUGAUGGUUUAUUGCUGGCGACGUUUUCAAUGAAGACGAAGGCGUAUUCCAUGUUAAUUACUAAAGUAGAUUUCAACAUAGACAUUACUCCUAUAGGAUUAGGUUAUGGCAAGGAUGUGAGUGGAAAAAUGGAUAUAAAUGUUCAUGGGAUAGCUCCUACGCCUACGACAUCUCAGUUGCUAUUUUUAACCGGAGAUCGAUCUAUAAAAUGUUUUUAUCCAGGAGGGAAUUCAUUUUUAACACCUUGUUUCGCCAAAAUGAGCAACCGCAGGAGGCAUGCCAGUGAUGAUUACGAGAUAGACGCGAAAAGACGCCGUCCAUUACCAGAGUAUGACGAAGUUGAACGAAGGCUUCAAAACCUCAUCAUAAGAGUAGAUGAAAGCAGCGCAACAUCCUCAUUAGAGAGUAAUAUGGAGAGUUUAUGUUCGCUUCUGGAGGCAGACUUGGAUAAAUACAGAACAAAAAUAAUUGAAAUUAUUACAUUUUGCGUAUGUCAAUUACCUGAUAAAAUAACAGUGUAUUCGACAUUGGUUGGUCUUUUGAAUGCAAAAAAUUUCAAUUUCGGUGGAGAGAUAGUGGAAAAAUUGGUCUCAGAUUUACAAGAUAAACUUGAAGCAGAGGACUAUCAGCAUGCAAUGCAUAUUAUCACAUUUCUUUGCGAUCUCGGCAAUAGUCGUGUUCUUACGUUGGGUUCAAUUAUUGAGUUCCUCGAAGGCUUACUGCAGUCUGCGUUCGAAGAAAACGUACCGCAAGCACGCACAGAUUGGUUUGUUUAUGUUGUUCUACGUGUACUGCCUUGGAUUGGCCUUGAACUGAGCGAAAAAAAGAAGGACGAACUUGAUAAUAUCCUUGAAGGUGCUACCAAGUACAUAGAAGGAAGAAGGAAGCUACAUGUCAAGAUGCUUCAAGUAUGGAGUUCGAGCACACCUCACGAGCAGGAAGACUAUUUGGAUUGUCUCUUGGCACAAGUGAAAUCAUUGCGAAGUAAUGACUGGAAAGAAAAACAAAUCCCAAGACAUUACGUUGCUUUUGAUGCCGCUUUGCAGGACGCACUGCAACACAACCUGCCAGGUUUCUCUCCGCCCGUCCACAAAGACGAUUCCAAUUAUCCACUACCUAUGGUGGUUUUCCGACUUUUCGAUUAUGCAGAUUGUCCUGAAGAUGGUACCGUCCUUCCUGGUGCACAUUCCAUUGAACGAUUUUUAAUAGAAGAGGAAUUGAAUUGGAUUGUCGAUUUUAAUGCUGCUGAUAGGAAAAUUUGUGCGGAGGAGUUAACAAACUACGCUCGUGGAGCUAACGUUCCUAUUUCUUACAUGAUACUGGAGGUGCUAUUUUCCCAACUCUUUCGCCUUCCACAUCCUCCGCAGCCGACUGGAUUUUACGGCCCACUGCUUCUGGACUUGUGCAGAUUGCAGUCAUCAACUAUGCCACAGGUCUUGGCACAGGCUUCAGAACUUUUGUAUCAGCGUGCAGCUACUAUGCAGCCUCUGUGUCUUGACAGGUUUGUGGAUUGGUUCAGCUUCCACUUAUCCAAUUUCGGCUUCCGUUGGUCAUGGAAUGAUUGGAAAGAUUGUCUUACUGCUGAUCGGUGGGAUGCAAAACGGAUUUUCGCACGCGAAGUUAUUGAGAAAUGUCGUCGCCUUUCGUACUAUGGUCAGCUGAAGGAAUUCCUACCGAAGUCGUUCGCUUCAAUGAUUCCUCCUCCGCCGGAUGUUGUGUGCAAAUUUGAUGAUGAAGAACAACCUGGUCACGAAGCUGCCGUGAAAUUUGUCGACAUGAUAGUUGCUCGUGCCGAUGACAACGCAAUAAUGGCCGAAAUGCGUGAACCAGAUGGCCGUUACGAUCCUGACAUGUUUGGGAUUUUCUUCGCUGUUCUCUUAAAAACCGCUGCGAAGUCGUUCAGUCACACUUUCGUUGCACUUUCAAGAUAUAGCACCACAUUAAAAACAGUGGCUGACACUUCUGAUGAAAUGCAGGAAGUGCUUCUUUGUUGCCUGUUUCAGUGCUGGAAAAAUAAUCAUCUGCGAAUUAUUAUAUUGGUCGACAAAAUGCUUAAAAUGCAAAUUUUGGAUUGUGGAGUUGUGAUAUCGUGGAUCUUUAGUGAAAGCCUCAGAAGCGAAACGGAUCGGCAGUGGAUAUGGGAAGUACUGAACACGGCUUUGGAGCGACUGUCUCGCCACAUUCAUAAAGUGGCUCAUGAUGUGAAGAUUUUGCAGAGAAGGGUGGAUCGUCAAAAGACUGAGAAUGAAGAGAUGGAGGAGGUUGGUACGAAAACUCGUGAACAAGAGGAACUGGAUCAGCAACAAGAAAAACUUGAGAAUUUGAAGGACUUCCAGAAAUCUUUGUUCCUUGACGUUUUGCAUAAAUUCACGGUUUUGCUGACUGAAUUCAUAGUUCACAGUGAAACGGAAGGGACAGACUUUCGUACCGCAUAUUUUGCAUGGAUCAAUGGACGUUUCAAGCAAAUCUUCCUUAUGCAUGGUACCGAUUUGCACGAAUUUACGGGUGAUCUCCGACGUGAGUUGUUCUCCAGCUCCGACAUUGAUCCCAACGUUCUUGAGACAUUCCACCAGUUUGUAGCUCUUCGUGAGUGA